Messenger RNA from Aphidius gifuensis, 4183 nucleotides. RefSeq lists its product as uncharacterized. The record is from RefSeq and is a predicted model, not a curated record. The coding region runs from base 324 to 2753 and encodes 809 amino acids. Lineage: Eukaryota; Metazoa; Arthropoda; Insecta; Hymenoptera; Braconidae. The transcript has 4 exons.
ACAAACGCCCAAAGAACCACACGUUUGCCUCGAGCAGACACACGACCUGAUAUGGAGCAAUCUCAGAUUUCCAUCCGCCCAAGAGCUUUGGGGCCGGUUAAUGUGUACUCGUGAGUACUAUCGUGAACGUCGACUGGGGUUGUGCUCCUUCGACAGGCCAUAUUUAGUGAAAAAUAUUUUUACCUUUAAGUGAUUUCUUUAUUUUUCCUUUUUUUUUUAAUUAUUAAUUUUUUUAUCUUUCAAAUAACUUUUGUGAUUGUGAUAAACAUUUGUUAUUUUUCCUUUUUUUUUUUGUUUAACGUGAAUCAAAUUAAAGUGUGUUCAUGUUGCCGGAUAACACAUUUCCCGUAACAGGGGGCAUUAUGCAGACCGAGGAAGUCGUGCCUCGUGCACAAUCAACAGGUAUUGUAAGCUCCCUGACAGACACUUUAAACUAUCAAUAUCCAUUGCAUCUUCUUCAACAUUUACAAUAUCAAUUGCCAGAACUCGUUCACAUGGCGGUUAAACAAGAGCCACAAGAUGACGAUGAAAGAGCAAGGUGUGUUAUUAAUAACAGAUUCAGUUCUAACGAGGCACUUAACAGUCAACAAGCAGAAUCAAGUAGUGCAUCUACUCCUACUGAAGUUGCACAUCACGUGCAUCAUGGUCAUGAUGGAAUGACAGUGCAUCAGCAAUUGCAACAACCAACUGGUGAAUCUACACUGGGACAGACGAAUCAGGACAGUAUCAACAGAUCCAGACCAAGUAGUCGUGGUCGCAGAAAGUCCAGAUGGAAGUUAAAAUUUCAUCAUCAAGCAUUACCACCAGAAUAUUUGGAUCAUUAUGAAGCUGCUCUUGCUCAAGAGGCAUUGAAUACUUCACCAACUCAAGGAUAUAAUCCAAAUGCACCAAGUCCAGCACCAACAACAUCAACAUCAACAUCACCCUCAACACCAAGUCCAAAUGCAGAUGUACAAGGUUGGCUUCAACGUAUAACAGCAGUACAACAAGAAAUAUCUCCCACAAAUUCAAUUGAAAAUAAUAAUUCAUCACAAUCAAAUUAUCGUCGAUCAGUUAUAACAUCAUCAGCAAAUAAUUAUACAAUAAAUCAUCAACCAUCACCAAGACCACCAAUGAAAUAUUCUGAUUUACCAUACAUGGGUGAAAUAACACUGGACAAUAGUAAACCACGUCGUGGUAGAAAACCUAAAAAAGCUGAUAUUUGUCAUUUAAUAUAUAAAAAUUAUGGCACAAUAUUACCAGGUACACCAGGACAUGAAGAACGUGGAAAAGAUAUACAAGAACGUUUAGAAAAUAAUCGUGAACAAUCACCACAAAUUAAUUUUCAACGUUCAGAUAUACAAAAUCGAAUAAGUAGUCUUUUAGAAAAAAGAUUAACUCAAGAAUCAAAAAAAGGUAAUAUUAUACUUGAUGAAAAUAAAGAACAAAAUGAACCACUUAAUUUAUGUAUUAAAGAUCUUAAUCAAUUAAAAAUUCGUUUAUUACGUAAACAUGGAAAUAUUUAUGAAUCUGGACAUGUUAAAAGUGAAUCAUCGAGUGAUAAUGAAGACAUUGAGUGUGUAGAUGUUAAAAAUACAAAAAAAAUAAAUUUAAUUAAUUCAAAUAAAUUACCUGAAUGCAUCAAUAAUAAUAAUAUUGCUAUUAAUAACAACAACAAUAUUACAAAUAUUAAUAAUAAUAAUACAAAAAAUAUAAAUCAAAAUGAUAAAAAUGGACAAAAUUCAAAUGGAUUAGUUUAUUGGCCAAAUGGAGGUGUAUUUAUUCAUCCAAUGGCCCUGCAAUCACAAUUAAUGUAUUAUCAAAAAAUGUCAAAAGAUGAUAAUAAAAAUCAAGCAUCACCAGUUGAUACAACAACAUCAACAAAAGAAUCGAAAAUAAUACCAAAAACAGUGUAUUCAUCAAUGGUUGAUUCUAAAAGUCCAAUAGCAAGUCCAAGUCCAGUAUCAGUAACAGUAACACCACCAUCAAUAUCACCACGUCCAAAACGUAUUGCACAAACAAAUCAAUCAACAAAUCAAUCAACAACAACAACAACAGCACAACCAACAAAACGUAAAAGAUCAGCAAUAUUUAUACCACCAAUGCCAACUGAAAAUAAUAAUAAUCCAGCAACAGAAGUUAGUAUAUGUAAAUUUAAAUUUACAGGUGGUGCUAAACCAAGUUUACAAGAAAAAAAAAGUUUAUCUGUUGAUUCUGGUGGUAAUUUUCGUUAUUACAGUGGUACUGGUGAUAAAUCAAUGCGUGGUUAUGAAUUUUUUCCACGUGAAACAUUACAACAACCAGCUGGACAAGCAACAUCAUCAGCUGGUGCAUUUUUAAGUGCUGCUGGUGAAAGAAUACCACCACCACAAUUAUCAUCAUCAUCAUUAUCAUCAUCAUCAUCAUCUUGUCAACGUGUUAUUGUCGCUGAUGAUGGUAGAAGAAAAAGAAAAACACGUAAAUCAUUACAACGUGAAAAACUUGAACAAACAUUUAAAGAAAAAGGUUUUUUAAUACAAACACAACAAUUAGAAUCAGCUGAAGGUGCAACAUAUUGUAAAUUUCGUCAAUUAAGAAAAUUUACAAGAUAUUUAUUUAGAAGUUGGAAAGAUUAUUUACCAGGUAAUGUUGGUGAUUUAAAUCAUAAUCCUGAUGAUGAACAAACAAUUAUUGCUGAAGUUGAUGGUGAACAAUCACCAUCACCAAUAUCAAAUUCAGAUCUUGUUGUUAUGUCAAAUGUCAUUGAUGAAAAUCAAACAUUACCAAUUGCAUGAAUAAUUUAUCAUUUAAAAAAUUCACCUAAACAAACAACUGAUACCUCUUAUUGACAAUAAUAAUAUUAUUUUAUUUUUUUUUAAAUUCUUUUAUUUAUUUUCAAUAAUGUCCAUGAUGUUGGAAAAAUAAUGUGCAUUUAAUUGUGUCUGAACAAAGUACAAGUUCUGGGUUUUCUUAAAAGUGUCGUUAAUAAAUAAAUAAAUGAAAAUAUAUAUAUAUAUAUAAAUAUAGAUGGACAUGGUUGUUAUCUUAGACUUGAAGAUUUUUUUUUUUUUAAAUAAAAAAAUAUAUAUGUGAGAUUGUGCAAAUGAAAAAUCGUGUCGCGUAUAUAGAUUGUUGAAUUGUACGGUAUUUCUUCGGCAACAUGCCAUGUGAAAGGCACCGACUACGUGUAAAGAAGCCGUUUUACGCCAGACAAAAUAACUUAAUAUUCAAUUGUACAGCUAUUGAAAGAUUAAGUAUUUUGAUUGAGUCACUAUUCAUUCAGUGAAUUAUACAUCUUGUUAAAUGUUGUUUGUGUCAGGCAUGCAUUAUAAAUGCCAAUUGGUUAAUGUGUUGGAUAUAAAAUUUAAGAAAGUGUGCCUUAUUACUAUAUAAACUUUUUAUCUAUUUUUUAUUUUCAUUAUAAAUAUUAUAUUCUGCUCAUUAUUGGUGCAACACGAUAUGUGAAGAAUAAGUGCAAAUUAUUAUCGGGUUAUUUCAUUUUUUUUUUUUCAAUUUAUCAAACCCGAUGCCAAAGACAGUGGAGACUGUACAUAUUUAUUGAAUUAAUUAUUUUUUUUUUUAUCUACUGCUCGUUAACCAAAGAACGAUUGAUCAUGUGAGCAUUUUAGUGUCAUAUUUUAAAUGAUAAUUUGAAGAAACAAAAAAACAAUCAUUACUGUUAUAAAUUAUUAUGAGCUUGUAAUUUUUAAAUAUUUAAAAUGAUUUUUUAAAUUUGUAUAUUUAAAAAAAAUAAUUAAUAAUUAGUUAAUUAACAAAUAUCUAGUCUUAUUUAUAAAUUAAUUAAUUGAAUAAUUUAAUUUCUUAGUAGGUUGUUAUUUAAAUUAUUUAAAAUAACAAUAUACAUAUGUGAGAUAAAGUAAAACUGCGAUGAACUAUUUUUUUUUAGUUAUAAAUAUGAAAUUAUAUUUUGUAAAUAAUAAUAGUUUAAUUAUUGAUAGUUUGAAAAAAUAAAAAAAAUAUUGUGAUCAUGAUAUUGUUCACUUUUGAGCCAUGUGUAUAAUAAUUUUUAAUAAUUAUUUAAUUUAAUAAAGAAGCGAUGUUUAUUAUUGAAACCGUCCUUCACUGAUAUUCUAUUUUAUUUUUACUAUUAUUUUUUUUGCUACUAAAUAGAUUAUUUUACUGUUCAAUUUGUAUGCUCACUGUAAAAUGAUCAUUCUUCAUAUCAUAAAUAAAUUUUGUUAAUUUAAAAGACAAAAAAAGAAAA